AUGGGUGUUAGUUCAGAUUUUGGAAGUGUUUUCAUGGAAAUGCUGAACUGCAAUGUGUGUACCAAAAAUGCUUCACUCUAUGUGUGGUCUGCAUGUUUCUUUGAGUUGAAAGGGAGGCUCCAUGAUGCCCUCACAAUCUAUCACCUUGGUAUUUCCAGGAAUGCAGAGCCAAUUGAGUGGUUGAAGAAGGCACAGGCAUUAUGUCACCAGAGAAUAUCUGAAACUUGGAAGGCGUCUGAAAGGCAGAAGAUUGAUUAUAAGGGAUCCACAGAGUUGGGAAACAUUGGCAUUAAUCCAUGGGAUUCCUCCAUUUUGGAAGACCUGAUGAAGAAGAUAAAUCCUACAAUUAAAAAAUUUUAUGGGUAUCACUUGAGCACUAAAUCUUAUACAGGGAAAGUGGCCUUAUCUACUUUGAAGAAUGCAUCAAGGAACAAAGUUAUAGAGAUAGGCGGGAGGAAGUACCAUAUCAAAGGUUGCGCUGGACAAGGUGGUUUUGCUCAAGUAUACAAGGCCUUUGUCAACAGUGAUCCAAAUGAUGUUGUUGCGCUAAAGAUACAAAAGCCAGCUUUCCCUUGGGAAUUUUACAUGUAUCGUCAGCUUGAUAUGCGGAUCACUGGCAGAGAAAGGUCAAGCUAUGGUUUGGCUCAGAGAAUUCAUCUGUAUGCAGACUGUAGCAUACUCAUCUGUGACUAUUUAGCUCAUGGAACGCUACAGGAUGUCAUAAACAGAUAUGCGGUCCAAGGGAAACCCAUGGAAGAAGUUUUAUGUAUUUAUUACACGAUAGAAAUGUUACACAUGGUUGAAACUUUGCAUGAUGUUGGCUUGAUUCAUGGUGAUUUCAAGCCUGAUAAUCUGCUUAUUCGCUAUGCUAGGGAUGACCUUACAGAAGAAGGGUUCUUGGACCGAAGUGGUCCUUGGUGUGAUCAGACUGGGGAAGAGGGAUUGUUCUGGAUCUCUUUCCAGAUGACAUAGUAUUUAAGGGUGAUUGCGGAACUUCUGGAUUUCGCUGCAUUGAGAUGCAAGAGGAUAAGCCAUGGAAAUUUCAGGCAAACCACUCCUUAAAACUACACUACAAAUGUAAUUAACUUCAUGAUUUACUGUCUUUGAAGUUGUUCUUCUCCAUCACUUACCAACAGGUAGACGCAUACGGCCUUUGCGUUGUUGUCCAUAUGAUGAUGCAUAAUUGCUAUAUGGAGAUUGCCAAAGAAGAAUCAUCUGAUGGAGGCUACAUGUAUCUUCCCAAACAACGCUUUAAACGGUAU
This is a messenger RNA of Arachis duranensis, 1262 nucleotides long. RefSeq names its product mitotic checkpoint serine/threonine-protein kinase BUB1. The coding region runs from base 1 to 972 and encodes 323 amino acids. Gene Ontology annotation, molecular function: protein kinase activity; ATP binding. Gene Ontology annotation, biological process: protein phosphorylation; mitotic spindle assembly checkpoint signaling; meiotic sister chromatid cohesion, centromeric. The record is from RefSeq and is a predicted model, not a curated record. The transcript is spliced from 10 exons. Lineage: Eukaryota; Viridiplantae; Streptophyta; Magnoliopsida; Fabales; Fabaceae.